Parnassius apollo (apollo) is the source of this 930-nucleotide messenger RNA. NCBI's taxonomy places the organism in Eukaryota, Metazoa, Arthropoda, Insecta, Lepidoptera, Papilionidae. The record is from the annotation of a GenBank genome assembly.
AUGAACAUCUCCUGUGUGCUAUCAGCACUCCUGGCUAUGAUCCGUCUAGCCGAGUCCGCCCUCCUGUGUGAUAGGAGCAAGGAGCCAGCCUUCUACUGGCUGGAUGAGCCCAGCCAUUGCGAUGAUACCAGUGGGACUCCGGCUGUGUUGAACGUUACAACAGAUCACGUUAAGACGUACAGGGUCAAGGGGUGGGUGGUUGUGCUCCAAGAAUUCAUAUGCACCACCCACUACUUCGUAUGGGGAUCGUACAGUGUGACUCAUAAUCUUAUUCCAGUAAAGAUAAACCCUGUGGAUUCUCCCGAUCCAGGAUGCCCAGACGGACAUUUCCAAUACAACAACCCCCAAGAUCUGCUAUCCCUUUGUGAGUGGGCUUGGCCUUCUUCAGUGACGACCAGCAAGAAAGUAUGCCGGAGGUCCAUGGGCAUGAUGGAAAACAGCCCAGGAGGAUAUUUUAUAGAAGGCGCAAAGGCAUCAUGCAAAGAUUACACAUGCUGGACAGACUCAGGAGUCUUAUUUGUACACACGUCAGCCCUCCAUCAGUUGGAGGAACGGAGUCAAACAUCCAAGCUAAUUACAGACGCGCUUUGCACUUCAUCUUACUGUAUCGAUCCCUCUUCCAUGACCUUAUAUAAGGUGCAAGAAACCGCCAUCCCAGGAGAGGGUUGGGACUCAGGAUUCAUCAGCAUCACGGGUGAGAUGGUGAGGCUGAGAUGGAUUCCUCCCAAGACCAAUCCUAAACCUCGGCGAACCCAGAGAGACACAUCCGAAGACAUCCAAAAGAUCAUGUAUUUGGAAGAAGAAACUCUUCGACUAUCAAGAGACACGAGGAUACUAUGUCACAUCAUAUCACAAAUCAAGACCCUGUUUUGGAUGUCUUCCAGCUCAGCACCUACCACAUUGGCCAGUUACUGGACAAGGACAACUUAG